AUGGCAGCAUCCGUCUCUUGGUCGCAACGAUGGCUCAGACCAGAGGUCUACCCAAUCUUCGCCGCGUUAGGUUCUGCCGUCGGUUUGUGCGCCUUUUUCUGCACGAGGCAGUUGACCACUUCUCCGGGCUUUACCGCGAGCAAAGCGAAAAGAGCGACGGCGAUUCCGGAAACCGCGCAAGACUUUAAAGAGGGUGAAAAGUUUAGAAACCACUUCAUCCGUCGCUCGGUUUUAGGAAUGAAACCGGAAAUUAUGCCCGGGUUGAACUCGAGCAUGACAAAAACGAACUAA
Bathycoccus prasinos is the source of this 291-nucleotide messenger RNA. RefSeq lists its product with no specific name. The transcript has 2 exons. NCBI's taxonomy places the organism in Eukaryota, Viridiplantae, Chlorophyta, Mamiellophyceae, Mamiellales, Bathycoccaceae. Bases 1 to 291 code for a protein of 96 amino acids. The record is from RefSeq and is a predicted model, not a curated record.